AUGGAAACGAUGCUGCACAAGUUCGAGGAGGACCUGGAGUUGAGUAACUUCGAGCUGGCGGCGCUGAAGGCGCGGCACAUGGAGAAGGUCAGCCGGCUGAAGGUGGUGGAGGAGGAGAUCGUCAUCAGCGAGCAGCGCAACAAGAGCCUGCAGGUGCUCCGGGUGCUAGGCUCGGAUUCGGCUCGGAUUAGCCGGCUCAAGGUGGUGGAGGAGGAGAUCGUCAUCAGCGAGCAGCGCAACAAGAGCCUGCAGCUUGCACUGGCCGCUAUGGAGAAAGAAAUGGCCUCCUUUGAGUCUGGCCCCUCUCCCCCCUCCUUCCGCCCCACGCCUCUCUUUCUUCUAUUCUAUCCCUGUCAGCUUGCACUCGCUGCAAUGGAGAAGGAAAUGGCUUCCUUCGAGUCUGCCAAAGCCAAGAUGAGGAAAAAGAUGGAGGAGGAACAGGCGGCUAAGACCGAAGAAGCAAUCCGGGCAGCUUUGAAAGAUAUUGAGGACGGGCAGGUGGCUCCGCUGAAGGCUGAGGUCGAGUCUCUCAGGGCAGCCACGGAAGUUUUGACGGCUGAGCUGGGAGCUGCUCGGGCUGCCCUGGCGGCGAAAGAGGCGGAGCUGUUAGUUGCUGAUUCGGAGAAUGAGAAGGUUUGCGGGCAGCUGAGUGAGGAAGAGGCGAAUCACAAGGUGACACGUGGCGAGCUGGAGGAAGCGAAGGAAGAGGUGGAAAGGGCUCGGAAGGAGGCUGCAGAGGCGGAGAAGGUAAUGGAUGAACUUAAAGCGAAACACGAGGAGGCUUGUAGCGAGUUGGAGGGGCUACAUGGGAAGCAUAAAGGGACGUGUGAGGAGCUAGAAAAGCUUAAAGAGGAGAUAGAGUCUCUUAAGGGGGAGAACAAAGAGGUAACAGAGGAGUUGGGAACGGUUAAGGGGGAGUGGGAGGCCAGGGGGAAGGAAUUAGAGGUACUGGCGAAAGAGAAGGGGGAAAUGGAAGAGGAGAUGGAGGGUAUGAGAGGCAAGUGCGCGGAGCAAGGGCGGGAGCUGGAGCAACUGCAGCAGCUGCAUGAUAAAACGAAUAACGAGUUGCAUGAUAUGGAGGACGGAAACGAGAAACUGCAGAGGGAAGUGGAGGAGUUGAAGGGUGAAUUGGAAGGGUUGAGAGGAGAGAAAGGGGAGGCGGAUGAGGAGAUAGGGAAGUUGAAGGCGAGGGUUGAGGAGGCGGAGGUGGAGUUGGGGCAGUUGAAAGAGAGGGGAGAGGAGAGGGAGAGAGAGAUGGUGGUGUUGGAAGGGAGGAAUGAGGAGGCGAGGAGGGAGGCGGAGGAGUGGAAGGGGAAGCAUGAGGAGCUGGGGCAGGAGUUGGAGGAGGUGAGAAGGGAGAAAGAGGAGGAGUUGCGGGCUAAGGAGGAGGAGAUACGGGAGAAGGAGGAAGUAAUAAAGGCGAAGGAAGCAGCUGUUAGAGAAGCGUUGAAGGAAGGGGAGGAUUUGAGGGAGAAGGUGGCAGAGAGAGACGGGCAGGUGGGGGAAUUGCAGCAAAAAGGGGAAGAGCUACAGCAGAGGGCGGGGGAAUUGCAGCAAAGGGUGGACGAGCAGGGGAAGGAGAUUGAAGGUUUGAAGGGAGCGGUGGAGGAGGAGAGGAAAGGGAAGGGGGAGGUAGAGGCGGCUUUGGUGGCUGCUAAUGGGGAGGUGGGGGAACUGAGGGAGAGGAUUGAGGGGUUGGAGAGGGAGGUGGAAGAGGAGAGGACGGGGAAGAGUGUGGCUGAAGCGGCGCUUGUGGUUGCUACUGGGGAGGUGGGUGUUCUGGGGGAAACGGUGAGGGGUCUGGAGGAGAAGGUGAGGGGUUUAGAGGAGGAGGUGGAGAAGGAGAGAGGGGGGAGGGAGGAGAGUGGGAAGGAGCUUGAGAGUUUGAGAAAGGAGAAGGAUGAAUUGGUGAAGGAGAGAGAUGAGGUGAGGAGGGAGUUAGAAGAGGUGAGAGGGGAGAGGGAGGAGUUGCAUGAGAGGAUAGAGGAGAUGGAAGGGAGGAUGGAGGAGAUGGGGAUGGGGAGGGAGGCAGCGGAAUUAGAAAAGGCGGAAACAGAGAGAUUGCAGAAAGAGGAGAUUGCGGCAAGGGAGGCGGUUGAGAGUCAAUUGGCAGCAGCACAGGGAGAGUUGGAACAGAAGAUAAAGGAGGUAGAGGAGGUGACUAGAGCGAAGGGUUUGUUGGAAGAGGAGGUGAAGCAGGUGAAGGGGGAGUUGGAGGGAAGGGAGGAGGAAUUGGGGGAGCUGAAGGGGAAGCAUGAGGUGCUGACGUCAGAGCACCAAGCGCUGAUGUCAGAGCACGAGGAGCUGAAGUCAGCAAACGAAAAGCUGACGUCAGAAUGUGCUGCGCUGGCGGCAGCACAGGCAGCGCUGGCGGUUAAGCUUGAGGAGGUGACUAUAACGAAGGAAGGGUUGAUGAGUGAGCUUGAGGAGGAGAAGGAGGGGCGGGCGGCUGUAGCUGCUGAGCUGGCGGAUUCGAGUGCUGAGCUGGAAGCGCUGACUGCCACGCAUGAUUCGCUUAAGAAAGAUCACGAGGCACUGAAUGAGCGGUACAGUGCGAUGAAGAACGAUUUAGAGAGUAAGUCUGGGGAGGCAGGGGGGCUGGUGGAGGAAAUAAACAGGGUGAGGGAGGAAAGGGAUGAGGGGAAGAAGAGAGAGGAGGAGGGGAGAAAGAGAGAGGAGGAGGGGAGAAAGAGAGAGGAGGAGGGGAGAAAGAGAGAGGAGGAGGGAAAGAAAAGAGAAGAGGCGUUGACAUCUGAACUCGAGCAGGCACAUGGGACCGUUGAGGGGUUGAAAGGGGAGCUGGAAGGUUCCAAGAAGGAGAACGAAGUGCUCAUAGGGAAGCUCGCUGCUGCGGUUGCCGGCCUUGCAGCUGCCGAAGCUGCAACAGAGGCUCGGGAAGCGGAGCUCGCAGAGGUUCGGAGCGAUCUGGAAGGAGUGGCGAAGGAGAAAGGUGAGCGGGAGGAGGAAGUGGUGAAGGCGAAGGGGGAGAUAGAGGCUUUGGAGAAGGAAAGAGAGGGAUUGAAGGGAGAGACGGAGAGAUUGACCCAGGAGAAAGAGGCUCUUAUUGUCAGCCAUGCUGCUGCUCUGGCUGUGCUGGUUGCUGCCAAGGAGGGUGUGGAAGAAGAGGUGAAGAGAUGGCAGGAGAAGCAGGAGCAUGCAGUAAAGGAGUUGGAGGGAGUGAGGGAGGAGGCGGAAGAGAGGAGGAGGGAGGCGGAAGAGAGGAGGAGGGAGGCGGAAGAGAGGAGGAGGGAGGCGGAGGGGAAGGAGAAGGAGAUUCUGGCUCGGGCCGAAGCUGCGGAGCUGCGGGCGGGGGAGCUGGAGCAGGCUCGGGACGAGGCUGCGGCUGUGGUUGGGGAGACCCAGGCAGCUCUGGAUGCUGCUAAUGAAGAGAUUGUGACUGUAAAGGGGGAGCUGGAGAAAAAGGAGGGGGAGAGGAAGGAGCUAGAGGAGGCUUUAGCGAGGGAAAGGGCUGAGAAAGAAAAUCUGAGUGCAGAGAACGAGCGGCUUAAAGAGAAAGUGGAGACGCUUAUAGAGGGGAUGGAUGGGACCAAGCAUGGGCUGGCUGCUGAGGUGGACGCGCAUGAAAAGACAAGAGAGGAGCUGCAAGAGACAAAAAAUACUCUUGAGGAAGUGAGAGGAGAGCUAGAGGAAGUGAGGGGAGAGCUGGAGGGAGUGAGGAGGGAGUUGGAGGAGAGUGAGGAGGGGAGGAAGGAGGCUGAGGAGGAUUUGGAAGGGGCUCUUGCAGCUGAGGCUGCGGCUAGGGCGGAAGCGGCUGCUGCAUCGGCGGCAGCAGUGGCGACAGCAGCGGCUAAGGAUGGAGAGCUAGGAGAAAAAGAGCGGGAGAUGGGGCAGGUGAGGGAAGAGCUCGGGCAGGUGAAGGAAGAGCUUGGGCAGGUGAAGGGUGAUGUGGAACGGUUGACUGGAGAGGUUCGGGAGAAAGAGGAGAGGAUAGCGGGGCUUGAGGAAGAGUUGAAAGAGGCUCGGGCCAGUGCCGAGGCUAAAGAGGCUGCUGCGGCCGCGGCUGCUGCUGCUGCUGCGGCUGCGGCGGCUACUGCAGCUGCUGUGAGAGAAUCCGCUAAGAUGUCUGAAGGAGAGGCUCAGAAGAAGGUUCAAGAGCUUCUGGAAAAGCUGGAGGGUUUGGAGAAGGAGAGGAGGGAGGGGGAAGAGAGGGAGAAGGGGUUGAGGGAGGAGUUGGAGGGGGCUAAGGAAGCAGAGGAGGAGGCGAGAGAGGCUGCGAGGAUGGCAGCGAGUAGAGGGAGUGAGAUGGUGGUGGGGAUGGAAGGGGAGAUGGAGGGGUUGAGAGGGAGGUUGAAGGAGAGAGAGGAGGAGGUGGAGAGGGGUAAGGAGGAGUUGGAGAAGGUGAGAGGGGAGUGGGCGGCUGAUGUGGAGCGAUUGGGGAGAGAGAGGGAGGAGGCUGUUGGGGAGGUUGAGAGGGAAAGGGAGGAGCUGCGGAGUAAGAUGGAGCAGGAGAAGGGCGCUUUAGAGGAGCAGGUGAGGCAGCUUACAGAGAGGAUGGGCGAUUUGGAGGAAGGAAAGAGUGGAGCAGAGGCAGCUGGGAUGAAACUGGGUGGGAGGAUACAGGAGCUAGAGGAGGAAAGGGAUCGGCUAGAAGAGGAGAGAAAUAGGGUACAGGAGGAGAGGGAUGAGAUUGAGGAUGAGAGAGGUAGGCUGGAACGGGAGAAGGAGGUUCUGGAGGAGGAGAGGCAGGCGAUGGCAGUGCGGUUGGAGGGUCUGGAGAUGGGUAUGAGGGAGCUUGAGGGGACAGUGGCAGGGCUGGUUGGGGAGAGGGGGAGAAUGGAAGAGGAAUUGAGGAUGGAGGGGGAGAGAGUGAAAGAGCUUGAGGAAGAAUUGAGGAAGGAGAGGGAGAGGGUGAAGGAAUUGGAGGAGGCUGCGGAGACCAUGGGUAGAGAGGAAGAGGCCCGAGCGGCAGCAGAAAACGCGUUGUUGGAAGCUGGGAGAGAAAAGGAGGGUGGGGAAUUGGCUCGGGCCGAAGCUGCAGAGGCUGCAGAGGCAGCCCGAGCCGAGGCUAGACUAGCUGCGGAAGCAGCUCUUGCCGAAGCUGCUGAGGCUCGGGAACGUGCGGGCAAAGCGGAGGGGGAGUUGGAAGCGGUGCAGAGGGAGAUGGAGGGGUUGAGAGCUUCAGAAGCAGCAGCUAGGUCAGCAGCUGAAGAGGCCAAGACUGGGGGGUCGGUUCGUCUGGCGGCUAGUCUUUGGCGAGCUAGAGUGAACCAAGGAAGCUUGGAACGCAAAUGGAAGGAGGGUGAGGAGAAACGGAGGGCCAAGGAUGCUGCUGCUGCCGCUGCUGCGGCUGAGGCUGCGGCGGCGGCAGCAGUGGCAGCUGCUGCUGCAGAAGCGGAGAAGGACAGAGUGGUGGUGGAGAAGGGGAAGAUGGAGGCUGAGAUGUGUGCUAGGCUGGCUGCGGUUGAGGGAGAGUUGAAGACGGCGAAGGAUGGGGAAGGGGAGCUUCGGCUGCAGGUUCGGGCGCUUCGCCGAACCUUGGAUGCUCUGGAAGGCGAGGUUCGGAAGUGGAGGGAGGAGGCUCGGAUCCGGAAGAAGCGGGUUGAAGAGGAAGCGGCGGAUACUCUGAGGAAGUGGAGGGAGGCGUCUCUGGCCAUGGCGUCGGAGGGCGGGAUGCCGCCAACAGGGGGAGGUGGCAAGAAGGGCGGAGGCGGGUUCACUGCACAAUUUAGAGACGUCAGCUCGGGUGGAGGAGUACCGGCAUUCCCGGAGCCCCACAAGACGAAGGUCAACAAAGAUGCUCCUCCUGAGCCCGAGUCAACCAAGUGUGGAUGUGUCAUACUCUAA
This is a messenger RNA of Closterium sp. Naga37s-1, 5805 nucleotides long. Lineage: Eukaryota; Viridiplantae; Streptophyta; Zygnematophyceae; Desmidiales; Closteriaceae. The record is from the annotation of a GenBank genome assembly.